Molecule: messenger RNA, 1835 nt
Organism: Tigriopus californicus
Lineage: Eukaryota; Metazoa; Arthropoda; Copepoda; Harpacticoida; Harpacticidae
Gene: Rpn3
Product: probable 26S proteasome non-ATPase regulatory subunit 3
Exons: 5
Coding region: 209-1750 (513 amino acids)
Biological process (GO): ubiquitin-dependent protein catabolic process; regulation of protein catabolic process
Cellular component (GO): proteasome complex; proteasome regulatory particle, lid subcomplex
Molecular function (GO): protein binding; enzyme regulator activity
Source: RefSeq, a predicted model, not a curated record
GUUCAUACCAACAGCUGAAAGGAAGGCAAAAUAGUCGAUCCUAUCCAGCGAGUCCACCGACCGAGAGUGACUUGGCAAAUCCAGAGGAGCCUCGAUCAAGUGCCUAACCGAAUCGACCCUGCCUUCCUCCCUGCCUUCUUUGAGACUUGAUCCCGAUCGCUGAAAACGGGAAGAUCGCUCGCUACUCAUCCAAUCCCACCCAUUCAUCAUGACGGGCACAAGUGACGCCAAAUCCGAAGGCACCGCCGAGAUUAAAAACGCCGCUGCGCCCACCACUGGCAGCACUGCCACCGGCAAAACCGAGGCCAAACCCAAGGAUGCCAAUACCUUGGUCAUUGACGAAAUCCGCGAGCAUUGUCGCUUAAUCGAAAGGACAGUGGUGUCCAAAGAGCCUCGUUUCAUGGUGCGUGUUCUCCGAUCUUUAUUCGCCUUGCGCAAGAAGAUCAACGUGGCUAUUCUUCGACGACUUGUCCACGGGUUUUACACCCAUUCUGUGAGCCAAAAACAAACCUUAUUGGCCUAUUUGGAUCAAGCCGCGGAAAUGGAUACCACCGAAGGAGGCUCGCCCACCGGUCCGGCUCCGCCCAACACCCGUCUUCGUGGCGCUAAAUCGGCGUUGACCCCACUUUUACCCGAGGUCGAUGCCUAUCUGCAACUCUUGAUUUUCCUCCACUUGUCGGAUCGUGGUUCGACCUCCGCCCUGACUUGCGGCGAGAGUCUAGUGGCAAAAUUGAUCGCGUACAAUCGACGGACAUUGGAUCACUUGGCCGCUCGGAUCUACUAUUACUACGCCAUGGCCUACGAAAGUGGCGGCCGAGCGUCAGAAAUCCGCGGGUUUCUGCAUAGCCGCCUACGUACCGCUACCUUGCGCCAUGAUUUUGAGGGCCAGGCGGUGCUCAUCAAUUGCUUGCUUCGAUCUUACAUCAGUCAAAACCUUUUUGAUCAGGCUGAUAAAUUGGUCAAUAAAACCAGCUUCCCGGAAACGGCCAGUAACAAUGAGUGGGCCCGUUACCUCUAUUAUUUGGGUCGCAUUAAGGCCAUCCAAUUGGAGUAUUCAGAGGCCCACAAGCAUCUGGUGCAGUCUUUGCGAAAGGCGCCUCAAAGCACAGCGGUGGGCUUCAAGCACACCGUGAUGAAGCUCAAUAUCACGGUCGAGCUUCUCUUGGGCGAGAUCCCCGAGCGCCGCACUUUCCUUCAAAAGGAAAAUAAACGCGCUUUGGCUCCAUAUUUGAUGCUAACACAAGCCGUGCGUUCGGGCGAUGUAAAACGGUUUGAUGAGACGUUGGAGAAUUAUGCCCCUCAAUUUAAGACCGAUCACACGUACACACUCAUUUUAAGAUUGCAUCACAAUGUGAUCAAGACUGCCAUCCGGACCAUUUCGUUGGCGUACACCCGGAUUUCACUUUCGGAUGUGGCCCAGAAACUGAGCUUGGAUUCGGCCCAAGACGCUGAAUAUAUAAUCGCGAAGGCAAUUCGCGAUGGCGUGAUUGAGGCUACCUUGGAUCAUGAUCAAGGUUGGAUGCAAUCUAAGGAAAACGUGGACAUCUAUUCGACCCGCGAACCUCAGUUGGCUUUUCAUCAACGUAUCGAGUUCUGUCUGGAUCUACACAAUAGCUCCGUGAAAGCCAUGCGCUUCCCUCCCAAAUCGUACAAUCAGGACUUGGAAUCGGCCGAGGAUCGACGCGAGCGAGAAGCGCAAGAUCUCGAGUUGGCCAAGGAAAUGGCCGAGGAUGACGACGAUCUAAUGUAACAAGCCGAUUUUUUUUAAGCAACCUGAGUCCAUGAACGUUUUGUCCCGGAUUAAACUGAUUAUUACAAUAUUGCUACUACUACUA